This is a messenger RNA of Nanorana parkeri, 3388 nucleotides long. It is a transcript of the gene UNC13D, whose product is annotated as unc-13 homolog D. The transcript is spliced from 33 exons. The record is from RefSeq and is a predicted model, not a curated record. Bases 30 to 3287 code for a protein of 1085 amino acids. NCBI's taxonomy places the organism in Eukaryota, Metazoa, Chordata, Amphibia, Anura, Dicroglossidae.
CAACCGAUCCACCUGUCUGUAUAUAUCAGAUGGAGUCUUCACUCGUCCCUCAUCGUAUCACCCGUAGAGAGGCUAGGUAUGGAAAAAAGGGCACGAUCCGCCCAUCUCAAAACAAACCUCCAAAGGAAAGCAAUGAAGAACCCAAAGUCUCUGCAUCGGUACAGCGUAAUCUGCUUUAUGGAGAAGCCCUGUAUACCAUAAUACACCGCAUGGGGGUUUCUGAGUCACAACAUAUAUCUGAUAAUGACCAACUGUACAACUAUCUGCAAACGGCCUUCAACAUGGAUCCAGCAGAACAUAAUGCCAUCCUUCAAAGCGUUAAAGCCCUUGAGCCACCGAUUUUCUGUGUCAAAGUUACAGUCAAACAAGCCAAAGGGAUUCUUGGGAAGGAUGUUAGUGGUUUUAGUGACCCGUACUGUCUGUUGGGAAUUGAGAGUCGGCCUGGCAAUUACUCCAGGGAUAUCAGUCCAAAUCCCGAUAAGAAACAAAAGCAGAAAGCCGUUGUCCGGAACACACUUCCAGAGGACCAGACACACAGGACGCAAAUUAAACCCCAGACCUUAAAUCCUGUAUGGGAUGAAACUUUUAUAAUGGAAGUAGAAGACAUUGAACAUGCAAGAUUUACUAUGGAUAUGUGGGAUUAUGAUGACGUGGAAUCUGUUAAGACAAAACUUGGGGAGCUGACAGAUCUGCAUGGACUAAAAAGGAUAUUUAAAGAUGCCCGAAAGGACAAAGGUCAAGAUGACUUUCUAGGCAAUGUGGUACUACGAGUUCGGGAACUUAAAUGUAAAGAGGACCGCUGGUACGAUCUAGAACCUCGGACAGAGACUUAUCCAGAUAGAGGACGAUGUCAUCUACAAUUUCUUCUAACACAUAAGAAGAGAGCGACUAUGCUGAGCAAAAACCCCAGCUACAUCAUCCACCGCCAGUUAUUACAGCAGUUUGUACGUCAUGAGAUCACGCACCACCAGACUGCUGGAACCACAUGGGAUGGAGAAAUUGGUCCCCAUGGCACUACAAUACUCUACUUACAUGCUGCACAGAAGGAUCUGUCGGAAUUUCACCAGGGACUUGCACAGUGGCUGGCAUAUAGCAAACUGUACCAGAGUCUGGAGUUCAGCAGUAGCUGUUUGCUGCACCACAUAACAAGUAUUGAGUAUCUGUGGGUCCAAGGACGACUGCAAGAUGAACUGAGGAAGGAGCUGGCGGAAUCCUUUGACUCUCUUUUGCAAUACGGAAUGUCUGUUAUUCAGCGGUAUCGCAUUGUGUUUCCAAUGUCCGCACCCCAAUCAGUAGAACGCCUCCAGGGUUUGCUCAGGGUGCUGAUACAGAUGUGUAAGACCAAGGCUUUUAGAGAACUGUGCUCAGCCACUCCCGGUUUGCAGGACAGGAUAACUGAGGCUAUGAAGACAGGGACCCAUGAGUGGUUUGAUCUGAAGAAACAGCAUCUACAGCCAAUGAUACAGGGCUACGAGGAAAACUUGAAGUCUUUGCUAAGCCUGGUGGCAGAUGUCACCACAGACCUCCAGAAUUGUCAUAAGUACUUCAAUAAGUGUUUUAUCAACACUAUCAAGAUUGAUAUUUUCAGUCUGACGUUCCUAGAACUGGAGCAACUGGUCUCCCAGCAUUUACUAAGUCAGCUACCACCUGCUGACCACAGUUGUCGCCAGCAGCUUUCUGAGCCCUUGUAUCAACUUUAUCUCAUUCUCCGUGAACUUCACAACCUCCACAACUUCCUACCAAAUAGGAAUGCACCUCUACCACUGUCUGAAUCCCACCGAUGGUUUGCAGAUGCAUUGCCUAGCUGGAUGAAGAAGGCUUAUACCACUGCACUUGAAAGAGUCCAAAGAGCUGUACAAAUAGACCUGCUGGUUCCUCUCUCUGAGCUGCAGAAGCACAGCUCUUCCACGGUUGACCUGUCAACAUGCUUCACACAGAUUGGACGCACAUGGCAGCAGCUGGCCUGGCCUGAUCCCGAGGAAGCAUUUAUGAUAAUGGUGAAAUUCACUGAUGAUAUGUGCCGUAUUGCCAUCACAUACUGCACAAUGAUUAAGCGGAGAGCUGAGGAGUUGUCAGACAAAGGGGAUACUGGACAGGCUGCAAACAAGUUGUGCCUGAUUGUGAACAACAUUGAACAGCUGAGGUUGAUAGUACAGUCUUUACCAGAGAAGCUAGACUGGAAGUCUCUGGAGCAAAGGACAUGUGAAGCCAUAAGCUCAGAACAGUUUCAACACACACUUCAUGACCAGCUGAAUAGCGCCGUGGCAUGCUUGGACCGCGAGAUCCGCGGAGUGGUUCAGGCCCUUGCUCAAAAACUAGAUUCUGGCAUUGCCAAACAUCUUCAUUCAAUAGCAAAAGCCAGUGAUUCCCGGGACCCCAAUGAUUGCAUCAUCCCAAUGAUGAAGUUUGUAGAGUCCGAGUUACAGUACAUGAACCAAAAUCUUGUCCAGGAAAACUUUAACUGCCUCCUCGCUUUACUUUGGUCUCAUAUCCUCACAGUCAUCUCCAACCUAUCUGCACAAAUCACAGCCUCUCCACGGUAUUAUCAACGACUGCAUGCUGCACUCAAGAAUUUAGAAUCAUGUUUCCAUGCGGGAGGUUGUGGACUGUCCUUGGAGAGCCUUCACACAGCCACUUUCAUUACCCUGGGACAGGACCUUGAUCUUUGUUCCUGCAGUACUCGAAAACUAAUUGAAAGGUAUUACCAGCAGAAGAUCAAGCAGCAGCAACAGGGAGUGUCCUCUGAGAAGUAUGGUGCGGUCACAGUAAAGGCCAGUUAUCGGCAAUCAGAGCAAAAACUACGAGUGGAGAUUCUAAAUGCAGUGAACCUGCUUCCUCUGGAUUCCAAUGGGAGCAGUGACCCCUUUGUACAGCUGACGCUGGAGCCUAAGCAUAUAUUUCCAGCAGUGGAGCCGCGCUGCACACAGAUUAUCAAGAACGAGCUGAACCCUCUGUAUGAUGAGACAUUCGACUUCCUGGUGGCCCCGGAGCAAUGUGACAUUCCUGGAGCCUGCCUCCUGGUAACGGUGUUUGACCAUGAUACCCUUCUUUCCAACGAACUGGAGGGUGAAGCUUUCCUGGAUCUUGCAGAUGUGCCAGGUUUAAAAGAUGACACUGGUGACCCCGUGACCAGCAUCCCACAGAAGCGGCUCCCCCUCAGUCAUCCAAAACUCAAUGGGGAUCGAAUCCUCCAGCUCCUGGAAUGUCGUCGCUCUGAAAAGGAAGCCGUUAUGUUUGUCAAACUUCGCAGACAGAGAGCUCGUCAGUCAAGAGAAAGUGAACGAUGACCUUGGAGCAUGGGAGGCCGUGCAGAACAAGAUGUCAUUUACUGGGCAGGAGGCUCAUCUCUGAACACUCCGUGUACUGGACUUCAGAAGAACAUUAGCAA